AUGGGUGAUGGACAUCCACAAAUUAAUACAUACCAUACAAUAUCGAACAUAUCAUACUGGAGUGUAUGUACAGAAUAAUAUGAAAUGCUCUGAGACCAGGUUGUUCAGCAUUACACCUGGACUGCCAACUGUAGCUCAAUUCCACCUUGCAAAGUUUGCUUUUCAUUACCUUCUCAUUUAACUUCUCAAAGUAUUGCUAUACAGGACUUCACGGCUGUGUCUCACUCUGCCAUUUUUCCAACUGUUAACGAAGAUGACAUGCGUGGCAAAUAAUUUGAAAUAUUUGUAUCUCCUCCUACUAACAUUACAGCAUUGUUGCAUUAGGUAUUUGUAAAAAUAAUAAUAAUAACAUUCCCAUUAUGAUGAUGAUUCGGGCCUGUUAGUGGUAGUUUUGUGAUAACUGCACUGUGAUUUUAAUUUUGUAAUUAAAAAUAAUAAUUAGGUUAGGGAUUUUUUCUAAACUUUAACGAUCACAACGUCGUUUAAAUGUUCUUACGCCUAGUACAGGCUUCCUUCUUUUCACUCUGUAAUUUAGGUUAGUAUUGUGGACUAACUACAAUGUUGUUGAUCCAUCCUCAGUUUUCUCCUAUCACAGCCAUUAAACUCUGUAACUGUUUUAAAGUCACCAAUGGCCUCAUGGUGAAGUCCCUGAGCGGUUUCCUUCCUCCCCAGCAACUGAGUUAGGAAGGAUGCCUGUAUCUUUGUAGUGACUGGGUGUAUUGAUACACUAUUCAAAGUGUAAUUUAUAAAUUCAAAGGGAUAUUCAAUGUCUGCUUCUUUCUUUUUUACACAUCUACCAAUAGUUGCCCUUCUUUAAUAAUAAUAUAAUAAUAAUAUGCCAUUUAGCAGACGCUUUUAUCCAAAGCGACUUACAGGCAUUGGAAAACCUCUCCGGUCUUUGUGGUUGAAUCUGUUUGAAAUUCACUGCUCGACUGAGGGACCUUACAGAUCGUUAUAUGUGGGGUACAGAGGUGAGGUAAUCAUAUUCUCAUGAUAUCCAUUUAAAGACCAGUGAACCAGACACAGCUCUGGUUUUACUAUUCCUGAAUUUAUUAUGCCAAAUACCUGUAUGGUUAUAAAGAAAUUACUUACUGUGAAGUUAUUUAUACAUUUCUAAAUAAGCAUGUAUAGAGACUCCAUAAAACCACCUGUUCCUUUUCCACACAAUAUCACAGAUGCACUAUAGUGGAAAGGUUUGCAGGGCACUGGAGCGUUCUGGACAAGGGAGAGUGUGUGUGUGCUUGUGUAGGAGGGAAAGUGUGUGUGUGUGUUUUGGCCUUGGUGUCUAUACAGCUGAUCUUCCUGUGGAGUAGCUCAAAGUCAGGCACCAGUGGCAGCCUCUACAUCUCUCCCUCUCCUUCUUUCUCCCUCUGUCUCGACUUCCCUGCAGCUCAGAUUUCCUCUCCAUAUGCCAAAACGUUGCACUCUCUAUUCUAUCGUCUCCCUCCUACUGUGUCUUUCCUCUAUUAUUGUAGAUGGAGACCCAGUGUGUUUCGCUGGCUGUGCAGUGUACUUCUCUACCUGUACUGAGGACCAGACGUUACUAAUACAGCAGGCCACGGUGGAGGAGUGAGGGGUCAGAGAGGUCAGGCAGAUGCUAACCCAACCCAGCACACAGGCUACACACUUCAAUCAUUAUCCAACAGAAGGCCAUGUCCUGGGCUGUUACAGCUGGGUCGCUAACUCCCUUGGUGUAACAUUUAGGUUCAAAGCAUUAUGGGUUGGUUGGUUGAUUUACCUGGCUGGCUCUCAGGGCGUGUUGUGAUGUGCCGUGUCUCUCCCGGGGUGAGUAGGGACAGGGUGGAGGCACGGAAGCAGCCAUUUUAUCUCAGCCGGUAGGCAGGGCCUGGGCCUCAUCAUGGCCUCUCUCUUUGAGGAGCACUUGAUCCGGACAUCACACACACGGUUCUGAUUUCUCCAUACAGACAGAGGACUUUUGUGUACCUGAUGGUUCUACUUAUUUGCUGAUCAGACCACUGAGAGGGAUUGGAUGGUUGGGGUUCAGCUCAGUAUUGUAGCUGGGCAGGGGCUGACUGAAUGACUGUACCCAAUCUAUGUCAUACUGCCUGGAACAGCAUGUGAGAAGAACUGAAUGACCUUAUCUCAACUCUUUCUGCGUUGAAGCAAUGAUGUAUUGAAAAUCAAUGAGCGUCUCUGAUUUGCUGUGUUGUUUCUGCAGGACACAGAGAAGGAGAGCCUUGUCGAGCGAGAGAGAAUCAAGUCACAGAUCUGGGAGCUACGGAGCCACCAGACACAGCAGGGCAGAAAGCUGCACAGGACAGGUGAGCAACGGCACUGUUCAAAGAACUGAGCUGAGAGGUUGAAAGACCAUAUGGAUGGUUGACUGUUUCUUUCCCUUAGCCAGUCCGUAGGUCCCCCCCCACACACACACACACACAGAGACACACAUACACAUACAGUUCAUUUUCUACCUGUUCUGUUCUAUAUAUGGCAUGCUUAUAUGAUCAUGUUUGUCUUAGCUUAAGGGUCAAGUUUGGAUAGGCACUUAUACUUAAACACAACAUUGAUUCAAAUAUUGCCUGUACCUCCACACUUAUGCACCUAGAUGCAAUUUCCUCUGGCCUGCUAGUGAAAAUAGCCAGCCAAUAGAGCCAUUCUGCUGUAGAGGGCGGCAGUGGAGCUGAGACUGUCACAUUGGUUAUCACUGUUUUUAGCUCCUCACUCCAUCUUUAUUUUCAGGUUAGAGGCACCACAGUCAUGGGACUCUGGCUUUGGGUGUGUAGUGAUUUCAUUAACCACUGUUAGAAAACCUAAAUUGAAAACACAGUGAAUGCUUUACUAUAGGUGUGCUAUCUUUAGCCAAGACCUUACGACUUGUACACACACACUCCCCCACACAGAAAGACAUGAGAAAAGACUGGUAAAGGGCUAUGAGAGAGCAGGAUAUAGGAGAGAGGUAUAUCUGAGAGAGCAUGUAGUAGAAUAGAGAAUUUCAAUAGUAACCACACUGCUAACCUUAUGCCUAACCUAACCUUAAAUUAUAUUAAAAAAUAUAAUUUAUUUGUUCAUGAAUUUUUAUGAUAGACUUUGGCUGUGGUAACUAGUGGAAACCCUACCAGAUGGCGCUCACGUUACUGCUGUCCACACUCACUCAGCAACAUUUUACAUUUACAUUUUAGUCAUUUAGCAGACGCUCACAUCUCUCACACUUUGAAUGCCUCUAAAGUGAGCAAGUGUUUGUUGAACCAAUAUACGCCGCCUCUACUGCUUUAUUUUUACUCUAAGGCUAAAGGUAAGUAUUUUUCUGAUCAAGGAACCCACCCCAAUGUUGACCUGAACCUGGCCAGUCCCUGGCUGGGUCCUUUGACUGUAAUUACCUCAUGUGGCCUGGUCUACCCUUACCCUACAGCACCCCGCUCAUCAGCCAGUGUCUGGUAGUAGUGGGGUUAUGAGACGGAACAGGAACAUCCCCCGUUCAAAGGGGAACCACACCUAGUAGUAAUACAUCUGCUAUUUUAAGCACAUACCAGAACAGAACCCUUUCUUGACAUGGCCCUCGCCCUGCAAUUUGGUCCGGGGUGAAGGCAGGGCCAGCGGCAGGCAGGAGCAGACCUCCACAGAGCAGAGGGAUUGUGGGUAGGAGCUGUUUGAAAUGGACGCCGAUACACAGACACAGGAAGUUAGUGGCUGGGAACGGAUAGGGUGGGUUGGGCCGGGGGGUGGGGGGGGCUGUCCUUUUUAACAGAGAGAAGGAGAGCGGUGUCUAGAGGGAGGACUAAACUUGGAAGAUUAUGGGGGUACUGUGGCACACUGUCUGCCACACACACACACACACACACACACACUACCUCUCUCUCUUUUCUUACACACACACCCUCAAAUAUACAGCACAGUCUUGCACACAUAUAUACACUCACACUCCAUAGUGUUGGUGAAAAGGAAGCUUGUGCUCAAUUCAGAAUUGAAUUGAAUGCCGCAUAAAUUUCAAUUAUGGAAUUUGAAUUGAAGUAGUAAACAGGAUACAGAAUUGCUAUUAUAAUUUGAAUGAAAGAAAAUAGAAUUCAAUGAAAUUCAAAUACCUCUUUUAUUCUAUGUUAGGUGUAGUCUAUACAAAUAUACAUCUUGUACAUAAAACAUGUCAUUAUAGACCUGCAUAUAAAAUAUGAAUUAACAAAAGAUUUUCAGGACUAACUUCAAAUGAACGAUCAAGGAAAACAACCUGUAUAUGAAUAUUCUAAGUUAUUAUAUUUCAUUAAUCACUUUUAAAAAAUCACUUAAAAAAAUAUAUUUAUGGGGAAAAUAAUACAUUUCCAAGAAUGCAUUAGUUUUACCCUCAAGUUGACCCCAAAGCCUUCAAAAAGAAGCCAAACAAAUUAAAUGGUUGGUGGAAAUAUAAUUGGCUAUUCUAAGCACCAAGGUAAAAAUAUUAUAUGAACAUUGUUUCCAGAGAAAGGUAAUAUAUUUGGUAUCUGGAAGUGAGACCUGUCAGCUUCAAUCAAACUCAUGUUAUUUGACUGAGUGUAAUUUCUUUGCAUUGCACUGAAUUACAUUUUAUAUCCUGUGGGGUGUGGCCAAUUCAAUUAGAAUUUCAACACAUGAGUUGAAUAGGGGUCAAUUCCAAAAUUCUGAAUUGAGCACAACCCUGGUGAGAAGUCUGUAGUUUAGGAAAUGACCCGUUUGUGAGUGGCUCAGUGGAAUGUGCUCUGUCCCUCAGAUAGUCCCAGGGGAGACUCCUCAACUUUGAACUCGACAAUGUUGUUGCUGUUUUGUUUUUGUGUGUUCGUUAAGAAGGGGGGAGGGGAGGGAAGUCUGUAUUAUGCACUAUUGUGGUUAUUUAAAACAAUCCUCUCAUUAUCUAAGAGCAGUAGGGGUUUUUCCCAGAAACCCUCACAACAGCACACAAUUGACUGGACAUGAUGUACAAACUGCAACAACAUCAAUCACUAGUUUGCAACUCUUUGGCAGCUCCUCCCUUCAACUAUAGGUCUCUUUUAAUUGGACUUGACUGAGGCAUACAAUGAUGUGUCUCUUGUAAGGACACUGUGAUUUUCCCCUCUGUGACCUGUCUUUAUGCAGCUUGUCUGUGGUCCCUGUACAGCCCCCAGAGUUAAAGAUGCUGAGCAGUGUGCAUCACGGGGAGAGUGAGAGACUGAGCGAGAGACUGGCUCUAGGAGGGGGAGGAUGUGGGCACUGCAGUGUUUGGAGUGUGGUUUCCUGAUGAGAGGAGGAGGAAUGAAGGAGGUUGGAUUCAGACCGGGGGAGGGGGAAGUACUUGUCCUAUUUUCUAUUUCACCCCCACUUCCUGUUCCCCUACACUUCCUGCUAGUUGGUUCCCACCUAGUGUUCCGGCGCUUGCGCUCUAAUCUCUUUUACACACACUCACACACAACAGACACACAGACAUCUGGUCCAGGAAUUGAGUCAGGCGUGGAGGAAAUGCCUACAUCCCCUUGUGUCCUCUUUUAUCCCCAGUGACGCUCACAUGUCUCUCACACUGUACUCUGGGGGUGUUUGGCCUCUGCGGAAACCUUUUAAUUUUCACCAGCAGUCUCCAAGUUGUCCAGAAACUGCUCACGUGAUCCUACAUUCCAUCUUGUUUAUGUUAGGUCAGAGAAACUGAAAAAAAUGCAAGAACAGAAUUGUACAUAACAGAGUUGUAUUUCCAUGGUAUGUGUUCCUCGGCACUAUACUAGAUCUACUCAUGGGUAUGUUCCACUCACUGUAUUGUGGUCUUUGUGUUCCGUAGGCUCCAACUCAGGCAUGGUUCUGGUUCUGGACCCCCUGGUGAGGGAUGAGGUCCCGGGGACUCAGCUGACCCGCCCACAGCCCCGGGACCCUGUGACAUCAUCAGAGCCGGACGUGGUCCUAUCCCACCGCCAGCGCUCUGACUCGACAGCCUCAGACCGCAGCCUGGCCUCCAGGCCCCGUCUGGACUCUGGAGCAUCAGAAAAGAGCCUGGGCUCAGCCUUCCGGACCAGGGUGGACUCAGGAGCUUCAGACAGAAGCCAGUGUUCCGCCCACAGAGGCAGACUGGACUCUGGGGCCUCAGAGUCCCGCUUCAGACAGAGACUGGACUCUGGCACGUCAGACUCCAGCAUGGGACCGCCAGCCCCCCUGGGCUCUGAGACCUCCGACAGCGCAGGGCUCCUGUCACGGAAACGGCUGGACUCGGGGACGUCUGACCUGAGCGUGGGCGUGUUCUCUGUGGGCCGGAGCCGAGUAGAACAGCCAGUGGUGACCAUGAGUAGCUCCUCCUCCAGCAUAGAAUCCGAGGCUGAAAGCACCAACCACCAUCCAGUCCAGCCCCGUCAGGACAGCUCCACUACCAACUGUUAUCUGCCUGAUGGGGCCGUCCUAUUCAGGAAAGCCCCAGACUCCCACAGUGGCCUGCUCAAUGGCAGUGCCAAGGAAAGAGGAGACAUCCAGGAACAGAAGGUACAGUCUUGUUGAAUCUGCCUGGCUAAUGCUUGCUGACAUGAUCUGCUGUAUCUCUAGGUAGAACAGUAGAAUAUUUAGGUUCACACCACUAGAGGGGGAUGUUGAGCUAUGAUGGCGUGUCUCCCUCCCUCUCUCUCCUCCCCUCUCUUUUGAAGCACCAGUUCUCAGCAGCAUCUUUGUAACGUCGGCAGCUAUAAACAUAUAAUCUUUCUCUGUACGUGUUUAAAAUAUUUGUUUGACUAUGGUUACUUGGCUACACAAAUAAACCUAGCACCUCAGAGCUGGCCCAAAUCCUUUCUUGUGCUCAGCUGGUUCUGGUUCCCCUCAGAUCUCUGUGUCCCUCACCUGCUGUCAGAGGGAGAGCCACUGGGGCUGGCCAGCAACAGCCAAACACACAGGCAGGAGAUGGCUUCUGAAGCAUUCGGAGUCUCUAUUGUUUGCUUAACGGCCUCAUCAGAGACUAGUGUCAUCAUGACGCCACGUUGUUGCCCUUAUGGGGAGUGUUUACCCAACGCAGGCUCCAGGCUCUUUUAUAGAACCCUGCAAUAUGGUAUGCUUAUCUUCCAUGUGUUUACAUUGCGCUGUGGAGGCUCAGGCACAUCGUGGCCCCAUGGCCCCUCAGCCCAAAAAAGAACAGCUCCAAACGUGCCUCCCUCGUGCCAAACACUGUUACAUAAUGUUGACGUGGAUGUCUCCAUGACCAGCCUGAUCCUCCCUGCCAUCCCAUGGAUCUGCACCACUGUUACAUAAUGUUGACGUGGAUGUCUCCAUGACCAGCCUGAUCCUCCCUGCCAUCCCAUGGAUCUGCACCACUGUUACAUAAUGUUGACGUGGAUGUCUCCAUGACCAGCCUGAUCCUCCCUGCCAUCCCAUGGAUCUGCACCACUGUUACAUAAUGUUCACGUGGAUGUCUCCAUGACCAGCCUGAUCCUCCCUGCCAUCCCAUGGAUCUGCACCACUGUUACAUAAUGUUGACGUGGAUGUCUCCAUGACCAGCCUGAUCCUCCCUGCCAUCCCAUGGAUCUGCACCACUGUUACAUAAUGUUCACGUGGAUGUCUCCAUGACCAGCCUGAUCCUCCCUGCCAUCCCAUGGAUCUGCACCACUGUUACAUAAUGUUGACGUGGAUGUCUCCAUGACCAGCCUGAUCCUCCCUGCCAUCCCAUGGAUCUGCACCACUGUUACAUAAUGUUGACGUGGAUGUCUCCAUGACCAGCCUGAUCCUCCCUGCCAUCCCAUGGAUCUGCACCACUGUUACAUAAUGUUGACGUGGAUGUCUCCAUGACCAGCCUGAUCCUCCCUGCCAUCCCAUGGAUCUGCACUAUUGCCCUGUGUUUCUUAUUGCUGUGUUCUAAUUUAAGCUUCUCUCACUUUUACUCUUUUCUCUCUCUCUCUCUCUUGCUCCCCCCCCCCCCCCUUUCAGGUCAGAUAUACUUUACUCACUCCUCUCAGCAAAUCAAAGGAUGCAGGUAAGCAUGUUUGCAGAUACAAACCUUAUCUAUGUGUGUAUGUAUAUGUAAUCGCCUGACAUUAAGUGGGAGCCAGGGCGGAUUUGUGGCUCUACUGUGAAACUCCACCAGCAGUGUUGAUAACAUCACACCAGAGGAUCAAUGAACUGAGGCCCUUAGUGCUGCUGAGUUAUAGCUGUUCCUUUAAUAUCAAGACGUCUUGCUCCCUGACUCCUAUCAGUUUAAUGGCUUCCAUCCAGAAGAGCUUUGCAGGGCCAGCAUGACCGUAUAGGGCCAGUCAUACAGGGGAAGGGGUGAGGGCGCACCGCUAGAGGAUUGGAUGGUGAGAUAGAAGAAUGCCCUUCUUUAUAAUCUCCUCUCUGUGGCCCCAGACUCCUAAAAGCUUUUGAUUCUCAAGAACACUAAAUUGAGAUUAUUACGAGGGAGGGAAAUGCUUCUCUAAAUGAUUGUGGAGCCUUUCCCUAUAUGUGGUGAAAGCAGACCAUCACUCUACUGUACAGAAAGGAGCAUGAAUCCGGAAACACUCAGGCAACCUAGAAACGGAGCAAAUCUGUCAGCUAAUGGCCUAAGAUGACGCACUGAAGAAGAGGGAGAAUUAGGGAGGGCGAGGGGGAUUGAAGAAAAGGAGGGGGGGGAGAGAGGGGGAGAGCGAGAGAAGGGAAAUCAAGUCAAGGUAUUUGCAGAGAGCUUUAGCAUGAGACGGGCAGUAAGAGUGCUGCUUUGAGUUUGGGGACUUUUAGUCAUAUUGUCCUGCUGAAGACUUUGAAAUGUUUCCAGUCUUUGUAUGUCAGCUGUACCGGGGGGCUGGGUAAUUAACUACUGAGUUUGUAUUACUUGACUGUGUCUGUUCCUCUGUUCUUUGCUACUGUGUGUAAAUCAUUUCCACUCAUGCUUUCUGUCUGUUUUGCAGUUCCUGAGAAGAAAGAGCCGGUUGUCUUGGCACCGUUCGGCCGGGCUAACUCUGUGCGGGACCGUAUGCGUAAGUUCACAGAGCCCAGUCCCAGUGUCCCGGUCCUGAAGAGGGGCUCUCAGUCUCUGAGGAACACGACAGCCCCCAGUGCCCGGGUCCUAGGCAGAGCCACCCAGCUGAGUGAGGGGCCAGCAGCAGGGCCAGCCAAGCAGACAGCAGGGACCACAGCAGUAUCCAUCACCACCCCUACAGACAGGCCCGGGAGACCCCACUUAGGCUCUACAUCUUACUCUUCAUCCUCCUCCUCCUCAAAUAACCAUGUCCAAUGCCAGGGCACAGUUCAUCCAGGGGGCGUGGCCACCAAAUCUCUGCAAAGCGCUGCUCAAUCUCUGAACGCUGUAGGCGGGGCAAAUCAGACGGCUGAAAUGCUGCGGCUAGCCUCGGACGGCUCAAAGGAAGACAAGACCCCAGGGAGAGCAGCUGCACAGCGGGACAGCAAGGGAGCGGCAGACCCCGACAUGAAGACCUUCCUAACUAUCGAGAUCAAAGAUGGGCGCACCACCACCACCUCCUCUUCAUCCUCUAGAGGCAACCUGGCCCCCAUGGCCCCACGCAUCACCACCAACGCCAUAGGACAGAGAGCAGGUAGGAGCACUACCUAACUCUAAACCUAACACUCCUCCCUCCCAAGCAUCACUCACUACUGUCUGAGCAGACUAGGGACAUGAUGUGCUGGUUUGUUUACUGUGGCCUUUGAAUUCCCACCUGAAUCUUAGAAUAGAUCAACAAACAUUACCAGUGGAACAUACAGGGACAUUUUCCAUCCCUCCAGCCCAGUGUACUGCAGCAGAUCAGAUGCACUGUGCCUGUGUGUGGACUGGAGGCAGGCAGUGUAGAUAUGGAUCCUGCUCUUUCCCAGCUCCACCUCUGCAUGCUAAUAUCAGCCUUCAGAUACCACUGGAAUCCCUGUUGCCGUGGGAGACCAGAGACGCCACAGGGGCAGGGGGCAGUCAGCCAGGGGACAGGCCAGGGUCAGGGAGUGUGUGUGUGUGGGAGCAGGGGUCUGCUGUGGAUAUGGAGCAGCAUAGUCUCUGUGAUGGGCAGGCACACUGUGUGGAGGGGGGUGGGAGGGUGGUAUGAGAAUAGGUACACACAACAAUGGGCAGUUAUUGAGUGUAGCUAGCUACUAUAUGGUCUGACAUUACAAUACGCUAUGGUCUCUCUGUGGCAUCCUGCAGAGUUGGCGAUGUCCACAACAGACUAUGGUCUGUGUACCACUGUAAAUGCCAUACUAACACUCACUGUACCGUUGUACCCAGGCAAACGUUGUCAACGCAAAAGUAGAAAAAUGGGCAUUAUCACUACAUUUCCAGGACACCUACUUGUCUGUGUCUGUCAAUACAGUAUGUGUUUCUGUAUGUGUAUGUUAGUGUCUUGGUGCAUCUCAGAAGCAGCCUGCUGUGGAGAUCUGUCCAAACAGCCAGUCCUGUUCUCCAACACUUUCCAGCCACCAGGACCUCUAACCCAAACAGUUUACUUAAGACCCUGCCUGGAGCAGGACUAUUACAGCACCCAGUCAGCCUCUGAUUACCCCUCCCCUCCUCCCAGACCCUCCGACAGCUCCACUGGGCUUCUUCAAGAGGCCGGCAUUGUUGCUUUUAAGCCUCAUUUGCUCUAAUGGCUUUGGGGUCUUUUUUUGGAAGCUCCCUGACUGACUGAAGACAGGCUUGGAUAAUGUCUAGUUCUCCCAGCAGCUCCUAUCAACAGUCCUGGCUGAGUGUGCAGUACAGAAAACUGGAACGGAUCAAACAGGCACUUCUGUUUUAUAGCUGCGGUUAAACUGACAGAGAUGCUGUCUUAUGAUGGCCUCCAGCUUACUGUGUGGGGGUGUUAGUGCACUGGUCACAUGAAAAUGUGUGUAUACAUACAGAGAGGGAUGGAACAUGAGUGUUUAUAUUAGCGGCGGCUUUGUCCAUAGUGUUACUCACUCGUUAGAUAUGAGACCUCCCAUCACCAUGGCAGCUCAUGUCAGUGAGUGAUGGCCCCCUCAGCACACUCAGGGACAUGGGCACAUCAUCAUGUCCAAUAUACAAAAAGAUAUAGGCUUAGGGGCCUUAAGUCCAUUUAACAUUUUAAUAUUUAUGGAUACACACUGGUGGUGUGCUGUGACAUUGUUUUUAAAUGACAGCUUUUGACAUUUCAGCUCCAUGUAAGUCUCUUCCUGUAUGUCUCCCUCUCUCUCCCUGGCAGAGUUGACCCUGGGCCUGAGAGCAACCCCCUUCAAGAUGUCCUCCUCCAGCCUUACCACCGGAUCCUCCUUCAAGGUAACUGUAACAAUCCACUCCUCCUGACCUGGCAGAUAGACUGGGUGUAAUGACCAUAACAUAACCUGUCAAACCUGAGUUCUGCAUGUCAUGCCUAUAACAGCUAUCAAUGUUGGACUGUAAGUUGAACAGUCAUGGUUUACCUCUUGCCUUGAAGUUUCAAUUGCAACUUAAUUUGAUUGAAUUAAAAACCACAACCCAAAGGCCCCUAAAGGCAAGUGCCUCAGAUGCCGAUAGAGAGAUUUUUUAAAGUGUACAAUGUUUAUAGGGAGAGAGGGGUCACAUCUGUCCUUGUAUGAUAAACAUACAGUGAGGGAUGUGCACUGGGAACUCUUCACAUUCUCUUUCUGUCCCAUCCCUCCUGAGAUGCAUCUCUAGCCACUAAACUAGACAAGGACACAGAUUCUUCAUAUUUUCUCGUACCCUAGAAAACCCCUGAGCCCUUCUACCAUUAACCGGGGUUCAGGCACUUUGAUUGGUAGAGAGUCAUCAGGUUCAUUGAUGAUUGGUGCUGAUGUCUCCAGUCAGGUGGGUUAGGGUUAGUUGAGGUGGUGAGCAGAGGGAAGAGACCACCCAUCCCCUCCCACCCCAGGCCCUGCAGUGCCCUGACCUCUCAGAGGGUGAGAGUCAGUGUCCUCAGGGUGCCUACUCUCCCCUCCUUCCAUUAAGGAAAAAGCUCUGUGGUGAUUGAGUGAAUGGAGGGUAUGGGAGAAGUGUAGUCUAGUUUACUCACUCAUUAAUGGUUCUGUAUUCCACCCCCCAUGGAGGGUGGAGCAGUAAUCUGGUUAGGGGAUCAGGGCCGGGCUGGGAGGACGCUGGCUGGGCCUGGGAGUGGGGAGGGGGGACUGUCUCCAUCAGUUAACCCUGCAGUCACACACAUCCAGACAAAUACAGACACAGAUGGGUGGCUCUUACACACAGACAGACUGAGCCAGUCGGACCGAGCCAGUCGGACCGAGCCAGUCGGACCGAGAAAGAGGCAAGAAGGCAUUCAUUCAUUCUGCAGAAGAUGAGGUGUAUGCUUGACUGAGCUAAGCGUUAUCAGGAGUCAGGACAAAUAGGUAACUACAGUGGAGAGUGAUUAGAGUUUAGAGUUUAAUAUGUCUGUGUGUAUGUGAUAUAUUACGAUUAAAUUUAAACUUUUCCAAAUAUCAGUGGUGAAUUUUGGUGCCUCAUGUGAAUGUCAUGGAUAGAACCACUACAUACCGGUAUGUCCACUUUUUAUUGUUUACAGGUAUUAAGACCAUGUGCUGUGGUUUAGAAUGUGUACUUCUGUAAUCCACACUGUUUGUGAAUAAGAUCCCAAGGCCAGUGUUUAUUUUUGUGUAGGCACGCUGGGGACUCUUUUCUUUCAUCCCAAGCCACCAGCAUGGUGCUCUGGAUUAUAGCAUGGUGUAUCAGUUACCGUUACUUAAGCCCUAAAUUGUUAUUAUGCUACUAAUGCGAUUGUUAUACAGCGCUGUCAGGGGUAGGGGUUAAGCCUUUGAACUUGACACAUGCAGCAAAGUGUAACACGCUGUACUUUCUGCUUGCAUUGGCAUGUUAUAUUAGCAUAUUAGCAGGUAGGUAAUGCAGACACAAACGUGGGUGAACAAGCAAGCAGAAAGAACACUGGUAAUGACUGCCGCAUGAGGUCUCAUGUCUUCCAUGAUUACUGUGAGGAUGGGAGAGCCACCGGUGGGCCUCCCCACCCUCCUCACUCUCUCCCUGGGCUCUGAAAGUGAGCAGGGUCCCUGAAUUAUCCUGCCGUCAGGCUUAUUCGGUUAUUAGGCAAUCGUGGAAUUGUGGGAGAUGCUGGCAGUCGCUGUUUUCACUCUGGGUUAGCAUCAAGCAGGGGCUUGCAGUGGUCUAAGGCACUGCAUCGCAGUGCUAACUGUGCCACUAGAGAUCCUGGUUCGAAUCCAGGCUCUGUCGCAGCCGGCCGCGACCGGGAGACUCAUGGGCGGCGCACAAUUGGCCCAGCGUCGUCUAGGGUAGGGGAGGGAAUGGCCGGCAGGGAUGUAGCUCAGUUGAUAGAGCAUGGCGUUUGCAACGCCAGGGUUGUGGGUUCGAUUCCCACGGGGGGCCAGUAUAAAAAAAUAAAAAAUAUGUAAUCACUAACUGUAAGUCGCUCUGGAUAAGAGUGUCUGCUAAAUGACUAAAAUGUAAAUGUAAAUGAGAGUUGGGCUGCUGCACUGUAACUCUUCCCUGGGCCCAGACCCCACCACCUGUCCACACAGUCUCUCAGGCCCAUGGAAGUUCAAGGGUGCGUGACAACGACGUUACCAGGACCAUGGACUUUGUCCAGGAUGAUGGAUUGGCUUCCAGUCCCACCAUCAACAUGCAUUGACAGCAAUCCUCAUUCACAUUCCUCUGUCCUCUAUUGGAUUGUAGGGUUGUCUGAUGUAUACACACUGAUGAAACAGUCCUAUUAUGGAUGUCUUGCAAUCAGAGAUUUGUGAUAAGAGGGUUGUUUUGGAUUAGUUGGUCUUUAUUGGUGUUUGGUAAAGGAGGCUACAGACUGUCUGUGAUCUGUGUGGGUGGUCCUCUGCUCCUCUCUGGUGGUCUGUCCUCAAAACAGUUACUUAAUGACGGCUUACUUUAGGUUGAGAUUAGUUUAUAGACUGGGAUAAUGCAGAUAGGGUAGCAUUGAGUCUGGGCAGAAUAAUAAAAAUGCAUCAACUCUGAAGAAAGCGAGCAAGAAGCAUGUGAGGGAGGUAAAUUAGUGAUGGUAAGUAGAGAACAUUAAAAAUAGGAAGCAUUAAGGAUAGAAAUGGAGGGUAAGUAAGAUCGACAGAUGGGUAAAUAGGGCAGACAGUGAAAGAGGGAGGAUGGAAUAUUGAAAGAGAAAGUACGAAAGGGAAAGGUGAAAGGUGAAACGGAAAGUGAAAAAGAGGGAGUGCUGUAAAGAAUUGCUGCCACCCACCCGCUCAUCUCUGUCACCCACACGUCCAUGCUGUCUGCUGCCCCCGUGCCCUCGGAUAUAAAUAAUGCCAUCUCUCUGUCUCCGCGGCGAUGACAGACAGGCAAUAAGUCGAUUUCCCACGGGCAUGGAGAUCACAGCAGAGCCUUGGGUCACGCUAGUAACACUGUACUGGGUUAUUUGGCCACUGUCCAACAGUGAAUGAUUAACUGUCAGUCCUGGCCCCUUACUGUCAUAUAGCACACUCAUCUCCCUAUUGGCAGCCUGAACAUACUCUCUGAACAUGGGCUACCCCAACCAGCACACAUGUGCCCCAUUGUAUGAACUUUGUAGAGGAAAGGAGAAGGGGGGAGAGAGAGGAGGACUGCCUAUUUUGGAGAUGAUCCUGAUCUGUGGAGCCAUGAAAGUCAGAAGCAGUGUGUUACUGUUUUAUCCCUGGAGGUUUAUGGCCAUCUGGUUUAAAGCUGUGCUCUAAGAGCAUUUAUCCCAUUGUGCUGUUCUUCCCCUGCAGUGGGGCCAGGGUGAAGUCCCAGACGAGCUUGAUUGGUGCGUUCUGGAUAAAGCUGCUAACUCCAUUUUUAGACACUCGUAAAUAACUGCAGAGGGGUCACAAUGGCCAAAGACAUUCUCACGUCUCUGAGACACACAGAAUUAAUGUCUAUCUGAUUCACACAGGCGUGCCUUGGGGCAUAAAUACAGGCACUUGCUUAUUAAACAUAUACAGAACAUCUAGAGAUAUAGAGAACAUCCACACAUGAACAUUGACAUGCACAACACAUGCUCUCUCUGUCUCCGACUCUCUUUCUCGUUCUUCCUCUCCCACACACAUGCUCAAAUACGCACAAACAAAACGGACUGUUUUUUUGACAAGCACACACACAAACCUUGUCAGUGUUCAGAUGCCGCUCUGUGUGUGUUUGCCAGACUAGGGUGAUGUCCUUGACGGAGUCUGACCCACUUAUCCUGGCAUGCCUGGCCACAGUUUCUCUGGACAACUCCCUGUUCCUGGAAGCUGCUCCGCUCUCCUUUAAACCCAGGAAAACACCACUCUCCAGGGUCAGCACACACUAUCAAGGAAUACAAUGAAUGACGAGGGGUUUGAUGAAACCACCAUGUAAAAUGAAUAAAACUGUUUUGAGUUCCGAUUGCUUGUUUUCAGUGAACAGAGUUUAGUUGAGUAUCUAUUUGAAUAAUAUCUCAUUCAGUUUUAGCUAUAUUACUUAGUCAAGCACCAUUUAGGUGUGUGUACCAGAGGUUAAGAACAACAUCACUUGCAGAGGGCAUACCUGUGUUGCGCUAACCUUGUUCACCUGAUAUACUGUAGUUUGAGCUAUUAUGCACACCUACAGUACUGUAAUAUUCUGGAAUUGGUAUAAGCAUUCGAUACACAAACAAACAUACUGGACGCACAUAUUCUCAUGAAGACACAUAGACUAUUCUUGACAGACAAAGCACUUGAAGCAUGCACACGUAACAGCAGCUGGUCAGAUCACUGUGAUAUUCUAUCAGCAAGUUCCAAAGCAAACACACUGCAGAGAGCAGCUGGCCUUUUCCAAGAGCCUUCCCUACAACCAGGGUCAGCCAGAACCAGGUUCAGGUUUUCUAUAGCCCACUGCAUUCGCCACCCUCCGUCUCUCUCUCAUGGCUCUGUGUGCUUCUUAGGUUCUCCUUACCCUUGGUGGCCUGUCCUAUGACCUGACCAAUGCAGCUCAACUGACUCAUGAUGUCAAGCCUGAGAGGCUGCAGUUUGUCAGAAACCGUUUUAGGGGAGUGAAACUAGCUGAGCCCUCCCAGUCGGCCAGGCCCAGAGCCCCAUCCAAACACCCAGUUGCCUGCCAAUCAAGGUGUGAAGGACAAGGGCUCUAA
Molecule: messenger RNA, 15869 nt
Organism: Coregonus sp. 'balchen'
Lineage: Eukaryota; Metazoa; Chordata; Actinopteri; Salmoniformes; Salmonidae
Source: the annotation of a GenBank genome assembly